AUGUCUGAAGUACAUGGAGACUCAGAGCUCGUUCCGCCGGGCCCUGAUAUUGAUUAUCCGCUCGCCUUGACUCCAAGACAAGUCAUAUUGCGAGACCGGGUCACCGUCGCAACCUUGGUCCCCUUCGCCUCGGCGGAAGAUGUACCCCGAGCUUUGAUGAAGUAUCUCUCUGAUCAAUUCAACAAAGAAAUUGAAAAGGGAGACACAUAUGCCAUGUCCGAACCCAUUCCUUUGGCACAGUUUGGAAGGUAUUGGUUCUCCAAUUUCGGCGUUGUCAUGCUCCUGGGAGACAUCGAGAGCGCAGAGCAAACCCAUAGUAUGGAUCGUGCGGGCGCAAACUGGACCAAAGCCUGUCUAGGUGGCUUUCACAUUCGACCCAACUACCCCGGCCGAAGCAGUCAUGUCUGCAACGGCACCUUCAUUGUCACUGAUGCCGCACGAAACAAAGGUGUAGGUAGACUGAUGGGAGAAGCGUAUCUGGAGUGGGCCCCCCGACUUGGCUAUACUUAUGCGGUCUUUAACUUGGUCUAUGAAUCCAAUGUUGCCUCAUGUCGUCUAUGGGACUCUCUCGGGUUCAAAAGAAUUGGUCGAGUGCCCGGCGGUGGUCAAAUCAAAUCACAACCGGGAGAAUUCGUCGACGCCAUAAUUUACGGCAGAGGCCUCAGUUUGGAUGGCGAAGAUUCUGUGUCCCAAGAUCGUUUCGAGAAGAUCCGUUAUUAUCUGAAGCAUGCCAAAUACCCACGCGGGGCUGAUCGUGCCGAGAAGAGCCGGUUACGCAGUGCUGCAACUCAUUAUAAAUUACUUGGCGGCGAGGAUGGUGGCGGCGGGCCUGAAAGAUUGAUGCUCAAAGACAAGGAAGUGGUAUCCGACCCACAGCAGCAAUAUGAUAUCGCCCAAGAAGUCCAUCUCAAACAGCAUGCUGGAAUCAACAAAACCACCGCAGCUAUCGCAAUAAAGUAUCACUGGGUACGUAUCAAGGAGACAGUCAAUCGCGUCAUACGGGACUGCCCACAAUGUAAGGAAACCCUCAAAGCACCCCCGAUUCCAGGGAUCAAAGAGGAUGAUCGUUCGCCCUCGGAAUCAAUGUCUGCUAUGGAAAUGGAAAGCAGUAUGGAACCACCGCAGAAAGAAGAGCCCGUCCAUGUCCCACAGGCGAUGGACGAAGCACCGGACGAGUCACCCAAUUUCAACCCCCUUCUGCACCAACCCGCUUCAACCGCUGUUCCUGGAACUAUGCACCCUAUGCCCGGGUUCCCACCCAUGCCCCUCGACCCCCAGAUGAUGCAAUUACAGCAGCAACUGCGACGCUACCAACAACAAAACCCCAUGGGUCACUUUGCCUCGGGGACACCACACGUCGACAUGUCAAACUUCGACGAUGCAAUGCGCUAUCAUACAGCAAACAAUGCUUAUCAAUUGAUGGUUGGAGAAACUCCUGACCUAUUCCCCCCAGACAUGCUUGGAAUGGUGAAUCCCCAAGCACACGAUUUGCAACAUGAUUCGGAAUUGUUGAACAAAUUCGAAUACGGAAGCCCAUCAGAUGGGAAUUAUGACUUUACGUGA
Molecule: messenger RNA, 1563 nt
Organism: Penicillium brevicompactum
Lineage: Eukaryota; Fungi; Ascomycota; Eurotiomycetes; Eurotiales; Aspergillaceae
Product: putative histone acetyltransferase Spt10
Exons: 2
Coding region: 1-1563 (520 amino acids)
Molecular function (GO): acyltransferase activity, transferring groups other than amino-acyl groups
Source: RefSeq, a predicted model, not a curated record